GUUCAUAUCCUUUUUCACUGCUGCCUUGUGCUUCAAUACAGCCAUGGCUGGCCUGAACAUCUUGGUGGCUUUCUUUGCCUCAACUAUAGCACUGUGCCAGCUUCUCCGCUGGGCAACCAGAAGGCUUCUGCCUGAUAGGCUGUAUCAGUGCACAGCCAGUGAGUUGGCCAGUUCAUUGCAGUUAUGUGCUUGUUGUCUGGAGUUGCGGAUGCUGGUGGAAAUUGGGAUGUGGGGAGGUGGUUAUGGCCCCGAUGUAAUCACCACUCUGCUUUUUCUUCUGUUCAUUGCCCAUGGAUUCACUUUUGAUAAAGCAUCUGGCAACUCAGCAGUGUCAUUGCAGGAGUUCCUUCUCCGUGACUCUCCUCUUCUAGACACGGCGGCUAGGUUACUGACACAGUACAUGGGCAUGGAGGCUGCUAAGGUGCUAACCAAACAUUAUUGGGCUUUGGAGCUCACCGAAUUCCACAUGAUUCAGAAUCUCAUGGCUCAGGACUGCAGCUCAUCUCUGCAAACCUCAGUUGCUCAUGGUGUGUUUGUUGAAGGGUUAUGCGCAUUCUGUUACCAUUUGGUGCUCCUUCGCUUCAAGACCACAAGGCUGGCCUACAGGGUUCCUAUUGCUGCACUUACUGUCUCUCUUCUGUCUUACGCAGCUGGAUCAUACACUGCAGCAUUCUUUAACCCCACACUGGCUUCCUCAGUGACCUUCCAAUGCUCUGGAAACACCCUAAGGGAAUAUGCACUGGUGUAUUGGUGUGGCCCUUUGGCUGGCAUGAUGCUGGCACUCUUCUUAUAUCAAGGCAACAUCCCUCUGCUCUUCCAGAGAAACCUGCUGUACUCCCAGAAGGGCAAAUACAAAACUCCAAAGGCAAAAGCACUUCAUGCCCCUAAAGCUAAGGCUACAGAUAAUCUUACAUCUCCUCAAAAUAGAAAAGGAUCUGAGAAGAAAGCUGAUCAAGACGGGUCUAAGAAAGCUGAUCAAGAUGGGUCUAAGAAAGCCAGUCAAGAUGGGUCUAAGAAAUCUGGUCAAGAUGGAUCUAAGAAAGCCGAUCAAGAUAGAUCUAAGAAAGCCACUCAAGAUGGGUCUAAGAAAGCCAAUCAAGAUGGGUCUAAGAAAGCUGGUCAAGAUGGGUCUAAGAAAGCUGUUCAAGAUGGAUCUAAGAAAGGUGGACAAGAAGGGUCUAAGAAAGGUGGUCAAGAUGGGUCUAAGAAAGGUGGUCAAGAUGCAUCUAAGAAAGGUGGUCAAGAUGGAUCUAAGCAAGGUGGUCAAAAUGGGUCUAAGAAAGGUGGUCAAGAUGGAUCUAAGAAAGGUGGUCAAGAUGGGUCUAAGAAAGCCAAUCAAGAUGGAUCUAAGAAAGGUGAUCAAGAUGGGUCUAAGAAAGCUGUUCAAGGUGGAUCUAAGAAAGGUGGUCAAGAUGGGUCUAAGAAAGCCAAUCAAGAUGGAUCUAAGAAAGCCAAUCAAGAUGGAUCUAAGAAAGCCAAUCAAGAUGGAUCUAAGAAAUCCAAUCAAGAUGGAUCUAAGAAAGCUGCUCAAGAUGGAUCUAGGAAAGCAGCCCAGAAAUGAAGCAGCUAAGCGCUACAGUGACAAUGAUGGGAGAAUGAAACAUAGGAGCUAUUCCAACGCAUCAUUUUUGAAGAAAGGAAUGAAUCUGUUACAUUUUCAGAACCAUUGGUCCCAUUGUUUUUUAUUAUUAGAAAAAUAGAAUUGAAGGUUCCGAACAGUGUGUUCAAUGUAAUUCAUAUCAAGGGGCUAAAGAGAGUGUUCAGCCACUGGUUUAUAUUUUGUCCUUUAGACAAGAAUUAAAUCUUGCAUUUGCUAAAUGUAUCUUCUAUAAAUCCCCUUUUAAUUAAUUACUUAUUAUUAUUCUAUAACAGUAUAUAUAUUUAUAUGUGUGUGUAUAUACACAGAGGUAAAACACAGCCACUGUGAAACAGGGUUACAGUUAUAAGCAGGUACAUGCACUCAGUAAGCUCUUUAUAGUUUUCUUGAAGCUGAACUAUAACUCCAUAAUGGUCAUUUACAAUGACUGGAGGAAAGAAGUGCAAGGGCACUAAAAGGCAAACUGGGGUUUGUGGAGCUCUGUCCCUAUACAAGCACUUCAUCAGCCCUCCUAUUGUACCGGCCCUUUGUGCUUUCCACCCAAUAUGACUUCUUUACAGUAAUGCAGAAUUAUGAUGUCCCAACGGAGGACUUCAAAGGACAAGUGGAGGGGUAGGGACAGCAGGCAACUGGGAUACUGCAAUAAAGGACACAGUGAGAUGUUUUAGAGAUAAGACAGAGACACUGACCAGGUGUUCUAAUUAUUACUGGUAAACAAAGAUAGCAUGAGAUCAACAAAAAGUAUUCUCAAUAUUUGUAUGCUGUUGAUUUUUUUUCUCAAUACAAUAGUAUUUCAACUGUUUGCUUCAGCACCAGCAGUUUAAUAUACUGGAGUGUUGGAGUCACCAUUCUCUGGCACAACAACGUAUCAGCUGGCCCCAAGCCUGGCUUCAGGUUAUAGGCAAGAUUUUGGCCGUCCCAGACUGGUAUGGCUUUCUAUGUUCCUCUACUUCCCAUUGCAUUCUCUCUGUUCCACAAAUUGCCACACUGUUCCAGAAGGAAUAAUUAAAGUAGUUAUACAAUUA
Messenger RNA from Xenopus tropicalis (tropical clawed frog), 2622 nucleotides. RefSeq names its product aquaporin 12A (gene aqp12a). The record is from RefSeq and is a predicted model, not a curated record. Gene Ontology annotation, biological process: water transport. The transcript has 3 exons. Bases 44 to 1561 code for a protein of 505 amino acids. Gene Ontology annotation, cellular component: membrane. Lineage: Eukaryota; Metazoa; Chordata; Amphibia; Anura; Pipidae.